This is a messenger RNA of Petromyzon marinus (sea lamprey), 2251 nucleotides long. It is a transcript of the gene C49H11orf65, whose product is annotated as chromosome 49 C11orf65 homolog. Lineage: Eukaryota; Metazoa; Chordata; Hyperoartia; Petromyzontiformes; Petromyzontidae. The record is from RefSeq and is a predicted model, not a curated record.
GAUUGUUACGUCUCAGCUUGGUGUGCGUGUGCUUGGUCCCCCUUGGCUCCACUACCGUCGAUAGUCCGGACCACCGGCCAUCAUUCCUGACCUGACCCGACCAAGCCCGCUAACUUUCAGUCAUCACGUCUCCCAGCUUGCGUUUGCUAUCAGAAUCCCAUGCACGCCUCCUCUUCUAUCCUGUCUCUCGGUGUAAUUAAGAUUAGAAAGCAGACGCGCCUCUUUUCACCACAACACACCAUCGUGAGCUCACAGAUCACACGACAACUGCACAUUGCAUGUGGCUGCAUGUGGCCACGUUCAAAUGAGGAGGGCGUUCCGUCCCUUUUUACCCAGCGAUUCCUAACAUCGCUGACGCCUUCGCCUACCCUGCUAUUACCAGGGAUGGUGAUUACAGUUGCAGGCGACUUGAGGACCGGGUCUCUCAGGGGAAAGAUCGCCGACUGCACUUUGCAUCGUAACAGCCACACACCAAAAAAAAACCACGGCAUUGCGCUGCCAUUUUCAUGCAGUAACAAUAACUCAUUGAAAUGGACCGACUCUUCCUCUAUCGGAUUAUAUAUUUUUUUAAAUUCCGUUUAACUACGUGACCGUGUUUCUCAUUGCUCAGCUAGUGAUCACAUCAGCUGCGUUACUGUAUUGUCUGCGUGAUGGAUGAAGGGGGAAGGAUGGCAAAGAAGGCUGGGCAUGAGCCAGAGAUGGCCCGGGAGAACAGAGUGCGCAGCGCCACAGGCGAGGAUCAGACCGAGAAGGCACGGGAGGGGAGUGACGAGGUGAGGGGGUUGUCGGAGAGCCAUCAGCGUUCCGCCAUCGUUAUCCAACGUGCCUGGAGGAGAUACAUCGACCUGCAGGUGUUCCGCUACUACCGGGAGCUGCUCAGCUUCAGGGCGAGUGGGGAGCCGCGCCUCAUGCUUCGCUGCGUCAACCCCAAGGAGGCGGAGUUACUGGAUGGAGCAGCGGGAGCCCAUGUGAGGUUCCGCCUUGGAGGGGAGCGCUUCCCUCCAAACAUCUACUACAAGAUCUUCACGCACCGCCCCGUGCAAGACCUGUGCGCAAACAGCCCCAAGGUGUACGCAAGCGCCGCAGUCAAAACACUGCCUGCCAGACCACCACCGCGCUACAGCAUCACACGCCACGGAGCUCACGGGACCGGAGCGCGGGCGACACCCGGCACCGAGCGGUCGGUCCGGGAUCCAGAUCCGGAUCGCAGCGGGUGGUACAAGAGAGUGGAGAACAAUGGGUGGAGGCUGGUGUCAGAGAGGCUGGUGGGCCGGCCGUUGGCAGCGCAGCCCUGCGGGGAGGCCGGCGGCACGGUGCCCCCCGCGGCUCCGUUCUCCCCAAGCCGGCGCCAGCGCAGGCACGAAUCGAGCUCGCGGCGCCGGCGCAGGCAGAUCCAGUGGCUGCGCAAACUGUACGAGGGAGGGCAGCAGGCCCCUGCAAGCUGUGGAUCAGAAGGAACGGCACCUGGACCACCUGUGGACUCGGAGCUCGAGGAUUUACUGACAUGGACCAAGGCGCUCGACUUUGAGGAGUACAUCAAUGGCUGGAAGGAGCUUGGGACUACCAACACGUCAGACAGGCUUUACGGUUUCCAGUGCAUGGGCUGGGACGACCCCAAAGAUGUCGCAAAUGUGUUCUCAAACUGAGCUGGUUCUGAGUCCAAUCCCUAAUCAAUAUCAAGAUCACACCGUCUUCAAGAUCCUACAUAUUGACUUGGCCCCUGCCUACCUCUUCCCUCUCAUACUGAACUCCCCUUUCAUCUCACUCUACUCCCCCUCACACGCUCACCUACCUCUCCACUUUCAUCUCACUCUACUCCCCUCCACGCAAGCUCUGAUCUCACCCCUCUCAACUCACUCUAUAUCCCCUCCGCACACUCAGUGAUCGAGCAACCAAGGCUUCUUGUCCAAGAAUCCCCAGCCAGCUUUCCUGGGAUCCCAGUUUCGAAUCCAGGUUUCAGUCGCUCAUGAUUUUAACUACGUUGUCAUGUGUAGUAAGUUGACGGUAUCAGCCCAGUCACCAAUGACUGUACACAGAAAACAAACUCAUCCAUGUUAAGCUUGGUUUAAUAACUUAGUUUGGCCUAUACCAACAUUCACUCUUUUCUAGGCCGUAUAAAUAACGUGCCACUACUCAUUGGUUUUUUCGGCAAAGUCACGUAUGUAGAAAUACAAUUAAAUUAUAUUAAAACAAAAAACAAUCACGACGUUUCGAUCACAACGCAAGCGAUCUUCAUCAGGUGUCAAGAACA